This is a messenger RNA of Chrysoperla carnea, 2327 nucleotides long. RefSeq names its product ecto-NOX disulfide-thiol exchanger 2. Gene Ontology annotation, cellular component: plasma membrane; external side of plasma membrane. The record is from RefSeq and is a predicted model, not a curated record. NCBI's taxonomy places the organism in Eukaryota, Metazoa, Arthropoda, Insecta, Neuroptera, Chrysopidae. The coding region runs from base 135 to 2327 and encodes 730 amino acids. Gene Ontology annotation, biological process: ultradian rhythm. Gene Ontology annotation, molecular function: protein-disulfide reductase activity; RNA binding. The transcript is spliced from 10 exons.
AAUAAAACACUCGGUUAAAAAUAAAAAUAAAGUAUUGUUUAAAAAAUAAAAUGAUCAAUUGUUAUCCUUCAGAGUGACUUCAGAACAUAAAUAAUUUGUAAAAGUUUUAUAUUAUUUGAUUUCGUAAAAAUUUAAUGAUGUCCUAUAAUUAUAGUGGUGUACCUCAAACAUCAAUGACUCCCAUAAUGUCAAAUUUGGGAAUGGGACCAACGGGUCCCAUGAUGGCAGGAGGACCACAAAGUUUUAUGAAUCCAAUGAUUACAAAUCAGCCACCAACAGGAAAUAUGAUAUUACCUACUGGACCAGGAAUGAAUGAUAGUCCAUUAGAGUUUAAUAUGAAUAAAAACAAUCCACCAAUGCCUUUAGAAUCGUCAGCAAAUCGUGCAGGCAGUGAUGAUGAUUAUUCUAACAAAAAUGAUAUGCGAAGAGAUCGUGGCAGGAGAAAUAACAGACGUGAACGAGAUCGGAGAGAAGACAGACGAAACUCGAGAGAGCGUGAUCGUACUAGAGACAAAGAUGGUCGUAGAGGUAGCAGCGAAGAUCCACCAACAAGCACUACAACAGGGAAUUUACAAAGAGGAACAGAGCCUAGUGCUGCAAUUAAUCCCGGAAUGUGGAGCGGUGUAAUGGGUAUGGGCUAUCCCAUGAUGGGAAUGAUUAUGGACCCCACAAAUAUUAUGGGAAUGAACAAUUAUGGUACUUUAAUGCAACCUAUCAUACAACCAGAUGGAACAUUAUUACCAGCAGACACAUCAAUAGAUCCAUUGAUACCUCCGGCUGGUCCGAUGGUUAAAGAAGUUAUUCAUUGCAAAUCCUGCACUUUGUACCCACCUAGUCCCACUGCACCAGUACCCACAACAAGAGAGAGACCACCAGGUUGUCGUACAGUUUUUGUUGGAGGAUUACCAGAGAAUAUAACGGAGGAGAUAUUAACAGAAGUUUUUGAAAAAUGUGGGGAAAUUACAACACUACGCUUAAGUAAGAAGAAUUUUUGUCACAUACGAUUUAUGUAUGAAACGUCUGUAGAUGCAGCUAUUUAUUUAUCUGGAUAUCGAAUACGCAUUGGAAACAAUUCUGAUCCUCCAAAUAGUGGUCGACUGCACGUGGAUUAUGCUCAGGCUCGUGACGAUCAAUAUGAAUGGGAAUGUAAACAAAGAGCAUUAAUGCGUGAACAACGUCAUCGUGAACGAAUGGAAGAAGAACGUCUACGGCCACCCUCACCGCCUCCCGUUCAACAUUACACUGAGCACGAAGCUGCCACAGUUGCAGAUAAAAUUAAGCAAGAUGAAUCGUUUCCCAAAGCUGUACAAGUGAUCAUAACAUGGCUCGAACGUGGUGAUUGUAAUAAACGGAAUUCAAAUACAUUCUAUUCAAUGAUCCAGUCAACAAAUUCUCAUGUUCGUCGAUUACUUGCUGAAAAAACCCAAUACGAAGAAGAAUUACAAAAAGCAAAAGAAAUUAUGAAGGGGCGAAUGCAAGGAUUAUUAAUACAAUUCGGACAAAUUGAACGUGUUUUUGCGGCCGCCUCACACAAGAAGGUUUGGGAUCAUUUCACGAAAGCUCAGCGAAAGAACAUAGACAUGUGGAAGAAGCAGACGCAGGAGAUCAAAUCUGUUCAAUUGGAAGAUGUUUUCAACGAACGAGCUGACGAAGAAAUGGAUGUUUCGGAUAAUGAUGAAAAUGAAACUGUGUCACGUAAACGACAAAGAGUUGCUGAUACAACUUCUGAUGAAAAAAAUCAUCUUAAAGAAGAAAAUGAUAGUUUACGAUGUCAGCUAGAAGCCUACAAAAAUGAAGUAGAUCUUGUACGUUCAGAUCUACAGUCAAGUUUGGAUGUCAAAGAAAAACAACUUCAAAUGUUACAACAAACAUUGAAAGGAAUGCAAAAACAAUUGUUAGAUUCAAUGAAAAAACAAUCAGAGGAUGAUGCUAAAGUCAAAGAUUUACAGGCUCAAUUAGAGUCAAAAUCACCAGAUAAAGAAUGUACUAUAAUUGAUCUAGACGCUUCUGAUUCUCCUACUACCAAAUCCGAUGAAUCUCAAUUAUCGAAUGUCACUUCAUCUGUGUCACCAGCUAUUUCUGAACGUGAAGCAAAAUUAAUUGGUCUUAUAUCAAUAUUUUUACAUGUUCAUCCAUUUGGUGCUGGUGUUGAUUAUAUUUGGUCGUAUUUACAAAAAAUGGAAACCAGUUUAAAACCAUCUGAUGUUGAGAAUAUUAUGUCAAAAUUCCCUACCAUUUUUAAACAAGAAUUAUCUGGUAUUGGUGCAAAUAUGGAACGUAGAUGGCAAUUUAAUGGUUUACAAAUGUCGAAUAGUAUCAUAAAUUAG